Tachysurus vachellii is the source of this 2380-nucleotide messenger RNA. It is a transcript of the gene gcnt3, whose product is annotated as glucosaminyl (N-acetyl) transferase 3, mucin type. The transcript has a single exon. Gene Ontology annotation, molecular function: acetylglucosaminyltransferase activity. Gene Ontology annotation, cellular component: membrane. The record is from RefSeq and is a predicted model, not a curated record. The coding region runs from base 75 to 1376 and encodes 433 amino acids. NCBI's taxonomy places the organism in Eukaryota, Metazoa, Chordata, Actinopteri, Siluriformes, Bagridae.
CUUUUUCCUCAAUGACACAUUCACUUUCUUGGCUGAAUUUUACUUCAGAUACGUACACUGAUUGCACCUAAGAAAUGGCUUUAAGGAAAAAAGGUUUUUUGAGAUAUAUCUCUUUACUUUUUUUAAGCUGUUCAUUUAUUUAUCUUGUAAGAAACCCUAAAGGAAAAGGCUGCUUAAAAAGUGGGCAGUUGGACAUGAAACACCUGCAGUGGUACAAUAGUGGAGACCUGCAUGCUUGUUCAGCCAUUAUCCAAGGAGACAUGGAUGGAGUUGACAACAAAGACUUUGGCAAGUUCCUUACUGGAUGGAGAAAAACAUCUCUUUUUACUGAAUCCUACUACUUAAAUGCCACAACGGACUGUCAAGCUUUUGUCAGAGACAGAGGGUUUCUAACAAGUCCUUUGAGCAAGGAGGAAAAAGACUUUCCAAUCGCGUACUCCAUGGUUAUCCAUGAGAAGAUUGAGAUGUUUGAAAGGCUCCUGCGUGCUAUUUACUCUCCUCAGAAUGUCUACUGUGUUCAUGUGGACAAGAAGUCGCCUAAAAUAUUUUCUGAGACGGUAAGCGCUAUUGUGUCUUGUUUGCCCAAUGUGUUUGUGGCCACUAAGUUAGAGAGUGUCGUCUAUGCUUCCUGGUCUCGAGUUCAGGCAGACCUUAACUGUAUGGAGGACCUUCUCAAGUCUCCGGUCAGGUGGAGGUAUCUGCUCAACACGUGUGGUUCAGAUUUUCCCUUAAAAACCAACGCAGAGCUUGUUCAAUCUUUGAAAAAUCUCAAUGGCAAGAAUAGUAUGGAGUCAGAAGCCACAAGCGAGCAUAAAAAAAAUCGCUGGAGGUAUCAUCAUAACACCACAGACACUGUGACUCGGACAGACAUUAAGAAGACUCCCCCCCCCAUCGAUACCCCUAUGUUCUCUGGGAACGCGUACUUUGUUGUUAGUAGAGAGUUUGUAGAACAUAUCUUUAAGAAUCCUGAGAUCCAGAACUUCAUAGAAUGGGAGAAGGACACAUACAGCCCAGAUGAGCACAUGUGGGCAACACUACAGAGGAUGCCUUCAGUACCUGGUUCCAACCCACCCAAUGGAAAAUAUGAUGAGUCAGACAUGUUGGCCAUCGCGAGGUUGGUUAAGUGGAGUUAUCAUGAAGGAAACCUGAAGAAUGGAGCACCGUAUCCACCAUGCACUGGGGCAUAUAGGCAUGCAGUGUGUGUUUAUGGAGCAGGAGAUCUGAACUGGAUUUUAAAGCAGAGACAUCUCAUGGCUAACAAAUUUGACCCUGAAGUGGAUGAUAUUGCUAUAAAAUGCUUGGAAGCUUUCUUAAGGUACAAAGCAAUUUCUGGUCAGUCUUUACUUAAAAUAGAUAAAAAGGAAAUCAUUAAAUAAUCCUACUACAUAUUUGCAGAAUAAAAGCAACUGUGUACUUUAUGACACAUCAGUAAUAUGUUUAUAAAAUAAUAAUGUGUCUAUUAUUAUGACAUUUUUAUUUAUACCAGAGUUUAUUUAGGAAAAGAUUCUAUUGCCCAACAUGAAUUAAACUUAAUACAACAAUAUCAGUAAUAAUUCAAGCAAGCUUUAUCACUAGAAAAGCAGAUAAAUCUGUCAGAUUAAACAGUCAAUAGGGUUUAAAUUGUUUGAUAUUUUUCUUAAGACUGUUUUUUUAAGUACAUACUCUUAAAUUAUUGAUGUAUUUUGAUAAUGUAUUCUAUGCGCAGCACCUUAGUCAACAAUUCAAUUUAUUUUCAAUGUAUUUUAUAAAUAUAAUGCGCAUACUUUUGCUAUCUGAAAUGUUCCUUUUUAGCCAAAGGCAUUAUCCAAGUUAUUAUGCUAAUUCUCUUUUUGUUAAAAGAGGUAAGAAAGUACACAUCUUUACUUAUUUUGACUUACUUCAUGCUAAGAUUGUCAGCUAACACUAAUAAAACAAUGUUCUACUUACUAUAUCAAGUAAAAUAAAUGAAUUUCUUGGCAACGGUACGUUACAAUUUGACUUGUUAUCAGUUGAUACUAGGUCUAAAUGAUAUAUUAUUCUUUGAUAAGUUUACACAAGGAUAUAACAGAGUCCUAGAAUUCGGCUCUGUAGUAAACAGCUCCACACUACCUCAUAGCCCCAAUGAUUAUUUGAAUUUUAUUUAGCUAUUAAUAGAUACAGAUAUUAUGUGCAAAGCUAUAGAGGAUUACAAAGGUAUUAAUAAUAAUUACAAUGGACUGUAAUCAGGAGUACACAGAUUUACAAUCUAAUAUUCAUCAGAAGUAUAGAGUUAUAUAGAGCUAUAGCAAGAGAUAAAUCUGGUAUUUUUACUCAGAAGAAUGUAUGAUGUAUGAUUCACUGAAAUAGUAUUCUGGUGUUAAUUCAAUGCUUUAUUAAAGGUUAUACCUUUUGUGGUUUCAAA